This is a messenger RNA of Hirsutella rhossiliensis, 1755 nucleotides long. RefSeq names its product zn-finger in ran binding protein and others domain-containing protein. Bases 1 to 1755 code for a protein of 584 amino acids. The transcript is spliced from 6 exons. NCBI's taxonomy places the organism in Eukaryota, Fungi, Ascomycota, Sordariomycetes, Hypocreales, Ophiocordycipitaceae. Gene Ontology annotation, molecular function: nucleic acid binding; 3'-5'-RNA exonuclease activity. The record is from RefSeq and is a predicted model, not a curated record.
AUGUCUUCGCAGCCACAGCUCAAUAUCGACCGCUACGUUGUCAUCCAUGUGGCCACGACUUGCGAUGAACACGGUGUCUACGUCACCAAGGAUUCCGCCGAGGUCAUUGAGCUUGGAUGGAUUCUUCUCGACGCCAACUCGCUAGAGGAGAUCACCCACGAGAGUGUUCUUGUCAAGCCAGUCAACACUCCGAUUACUCCGCUUUGCACAAGCCUGACCACCCUGACCUGGGAACAUGUUCGGAACGCCGGUACCUUUAGAGACGCCAUUUCUCGAUUCGACACGUUUGCUACCGAGUAUCUGACUUCCAAGAACCUCGAUUUCGUCUUCGUCACUCUCGAUGCUUGGGAUCUUCGUGUACAACUACCCCGAGAAGCUCGUGACAAGGCCGUCGUGCUCCCUCCCUAUCUGCAGCACUCGCGUACCUUUGACUUGCGAACCGAGUAUCAGCGAUGGCAGCAGCAUCAUCCCGAAUCCCUGCCAUUUGGGCCUUCGAUGCUGUCCAACAUCUGCGCCGCCCUCGAGGCUCUCGCACCUGCUUCGCCGCGCCGCGCCAUGGAGGAAGCUAUCACUCUUGCCCGUGUUCUUCGCGGCCUGAUCCGGAAAUCACAGCCUCCCCAGGAGCAUCCGGAUGUGUUGACCAGGCCGAUGGAUGCCAGGGCUGACCUUGAAAGCUGGUUCACCCAGUUUGGUGGGCGUCCAAUCGCCUUUUGGACACUACGUACUCCGGAACAGCAUAAGCCCACUGGUACCGGCUUUGCGGUGUUCUCGUCCCAUGAAGAGGCUGCCGAGAGCCUGUGCAUGAACGGGCGUGCACUGAACGAAAAGGCCAUUGAGGUAUCUCCCUCGUCCAGCCGUGUCCUGGACCGCGCCCAGGACAUCUUGACGCCGUUCCCUCCGAGCAAGAAUCGUCCUCGACCCGGUGACUGGACCUGCCCCUCGUGCGGCUUUUCCAACUUCCAGCGCCGAACCGCAUGCUUCCGUUGCUCCUUCCCGGCCAUGGGUCCCGGCCCUGCGGCUGAAAUGGGUGGAGGUGGCGGUGGCGGCGGCGGCGGCGGAUAUGGCUACAACUACGGCCCGCCGACCAUGAUGCCUCCCCCCCCCCAUGGUGGCGGACACCACGGUCCCAUGGGCCACGGCGGUCGCAUGGGUGGAGGCGGCGUUGUUCCCUUCCGCGCCGGCGACUGGAAGUGCGGGAACGAGGUCUGCGGCUACCACAACUUCGCCAAGAAUGUGUGCUGCCUUCGCUGUGGAGCAAGCCGUGCCGGAGCCGCUGUCGUGGCCGACUCGGGAUACCCGUCUCCAAUGGAUAAUUCCUCGCAGUACAGUAUGAGCCAGGGAUCCAUGGCUGGGACCCCGGGCCCCGGGCCCUUUGGCUCUGGCAACUCGUUUGCAUCCGGUGGGGGCUAUAACCAGCACUUUGGAGGACCGCCAAGCCACUUUCUGCCAUCCGGUCUUGGUGGCGGCGCCGGAAACUAUCCCAGCUCCCUCAACAAUCAAGGCUUUGGAGCCGCUCCCGGGUCCCACGCUGCAGGGCCAUUCGAUAGCAGGGCUGCCGAGGCCGCUUUCCAGUCGGCGACUAAUGGUCCGGCUUCCGCGGGCCCCGUUCCAUCGAACAACUUUUACGGCGGCAAUAACAAUGGCGAAAACGACCCCUUUGCCUUCCUCUCUAGCGGCAUCAGCGGUCUUAGCGUUGGGGGCGGCGACGGUCGUCAGAACGGUGGAGGUGCUCCUCCGAGCAAAUCGCCCGCCUAG